CAGAUCCCAGGCAGGGGAGCAGCAAUGUUUUCAUGCCUGACGAUCUGCGCUAGUCACUCUGCCAUGGCGCCCGUUAUGUCGCUGAUUAAGGAGGGGACAUCUUAGCAUCGCGUUUUAAUUCGCUUUGGUGGACAUCGGACGGCACAUUUUCCUAAUUCUGGUUUGAAUUCAGCUUGGUUUCACCGUGACGCGGCCAUGACCGUGGAGCAGAAUGUCCUCCAGCAGCACUCUCAGAAGCACCAGCAGACUCUUUUAAACCAGUUGAGGGAGGUCACGGGCACCACAGACAUCCAGCUGCUCCAGCAGGCCCUGCAGGUGAGCAAUGGGGACCUGGCUGAGGCUGUGGCCUUCCUGACGGAGAAGAAUGCCAAGGUCCCUCAGCAAGAUGAGGCCACCUACUACCAGACCUCCCAGGUGGCCAACGACAGAUACAUCAGCGUGGGCAGCCAGGCAGACACGAACGUGAUUGACCUGACUGGGGACGACAAAGAUGACCUGCAGAGGGCCAUCGCCCUCAGCUUGGAGGAGUCCAACCGGGCUUUCAGGGAGACAGGAAUCACUGAUGAGGAGCAGGCCAUAAGCAGAGUUCUGGAGGCCAGCAUAGCGGAGAACAAGGCGAGUCUGAAGCGCACCCACACAGAAGUAUGGAGCGAUUCGCCCAACCCACACGACAGGAAGAGGAUGGACAACUGUCCCGUGGGGCUGAAGAACGUCGGCAAUACCUGCUGGUUCAGCGCAGUCAUUCAGUCUCUGUUCAACUUGCUGGAAUUCCAGAGGCUGGUGCUCCACUACUCUCCCCCAGCAAGGGUCCAGGAUCUGCCCCGCAACCAGAAGGAGCACAGGAACCUCCCCUUUAUGCAGGAGCUGAGGAACCUCUUCUCCCUCAUGGUGGGGUCCAAGAGGAAGUACGUGGAUCCAUCACGCGCUGUGGAGAUCCUCAAAGAUGCCUUCAAGUCCAGCGAGUCACAGCAGCAGGAUGUGAGCGAGUUCACCCACAAGCUACUGGACUGGCUGGAGGACGCCUUCCAGAUGAAGGCCGAGGAAGACAGGGAGGGUGAGAAGCCAAAGAACCCCAUGGUGGAGCUUUUCUAUGGACGCUUCCUGGCUGUGGGUGUCUUGGAAGGUAAAAAGUUUGAGAACACAGAGAUGUUCGGGCAGUACCCCCUGCAGGUGAACGGCUUCAAGGACCUCCAUGAGUGUCUCGAAGCAGCGAUGAUUGAGGGCGAGAUCGAGUCCCUGCACUCAGCAGAGAACUCAGCCAGGUCUGGACAGGAGCAUUGGUUCACAGAACUCCCUCCUGUAUUGACCUUUGAACUGUCCAGAUUUGAGUUCAACCAAGCACUCGGACGUCCCGAGAAGAUCCAUAACAAGUUGGAGUUCCCCUCCAUGCUCUAUAUGGACAGGUACAUGGACAGGAACAGGGACAUCACCAGGAUCAAGAGGGAGGAGAUCAGGAGGCUAAAAGAGCAUCUGACGCUGCUCCAACAGCGACUUGAGAGGUAUCUGAGUUAUGGCUCAGGCCCCAAGAGGUUUCCUCUGGCAGAUGUCCUCCAGUAUGCCAUGGAGUUUGCCUCCAGUAAGCCAGUGUGUACCUCCCCUGUGGAGGACAUUGACACAUCAGCGCCCCCCGGUGGUACAACAGGGCCACCACUCCCUCCACCAAGCACAGCCGAACAGGGCUCCUUGGUCCCCCCAGAUGGCUCGGCCACGGCCGCGGGCCCCGCCACGGCCCCGACUGCAGCCCAGCAGCAGAGAGUACCCAUUCAUAAGCCCUUUACCCAGUCCCGGCUGCCUCCUGAUCUGCCCAUGCACCCUGCCCCGCGCCACAUCACUGAAGAGGAGCUGAGGGUGCUUGAGGGCUGCCUGCAUCGAUGGAGGAGCGAGGUGGAGAAUGACACCCGCGAUCUACAGGGCAGUAUAUCCAGAAUCCACAGAACAAUUGAGAUGAUGUACUCUGACAAGUCUAUGAUGCAGGUUCCAUACAGGCUUCAUGCUGUGCUGGUCCACGAAGGUCAGGCCAAUGCAGGCCACUACUGGGCCUACAUCUACGACCCGCACCAGCGGCGCUGGAUGAAGUACAAUGACAUCUCUGUCACCAAAUCGUCCUGGGAGGAGCUGGUCAGGGACUCAUUUGGAGGGUACCGCAAUGCCAGCGCCUACUGCCUCAUGUACAUCAAUGACAAGAAGCCUUUUCUCAUAGAAGGUAAACAGGAGUUUGAUAAAGAGACGGGUCAAAUGCUCAGUGGCUUGGACAAACUGCCCCCAGACCUGAAGCAGUACGUCAAGGAGGACAACGAGCUUUUCGAUAAGGAAAUAGAGGAGUGGGACGCCCUGCAGGCCCGCAAGGCCCAGCAGGAGAAGUUGGCCCUGGCUACAGCGGCCGCCUCCACCCUGGCAGCGUCCAGCGCCUCCACCUCCUCUUCCUCCCCUCAGCCCAUGAGCAUUGAGUCCAGCCCUCCAGACAACACAGUGCCCCAGCAAGACCCAGAGUACAUGGAGCAGCCGUCACCCACGAAUGACUCCAAGCACCUGCAGGAGGACAUGGAGAGGGCCAUCUCCAAGGCUGCUGCUGAGCAGGAAGAGAGAAGCCCCGAGGCGCUACUUAAUGCUUCUCCUUCCCUCCCCCUUUCCCCCCAGCCCAAGGUCCAGGUGAACGCCCCUUCCACCCCUCCUCCUGACCUCGUCACGGAGGAUGAGUCGCCUGGCCAGCGCACAGUAGAGGUGGCCAUCCCUCACGUGGGAACCUUUGUCAUUGAGUCAGAAGAAGGGGGGUAUGAUGACGAGGCGAUGAUGACCCCAAACAUGCAGGGUAUAAUUAUGGCCAUUGGCAAAUCCAGCAGCGUAUAUGAAAAGAGUGGGCCUGAGGCGGCCUUCUUUAAGGCCAUAAAGGUGGAGUACACUCGUCUUCUGAGAUUCGCCCAGGAGGACACGCCUCCAGAGAAGGACUACCGGCUGCAGCACAUCAUCGUCUACUUCAUCCAAAACCAGGCACCCAAGAAGAUCUUGGAGAGGACUCUGCUCACGCAGUUUGCUGACAGGAACCUGGCCUUCGAUGAAAGAUGUAAGAGCAUUAUGAAUGUGGCACGUGCCAAACUGGACCUAAUUAAGCCCGACGAGGUCAACAUGGAUGAGUAUGAGAUGUGGCAUCAGGACUACAGGAAUUUCCGUGAGACAACCAUCUUCAUGAUGAUUGGCCUGGAGCUCUUCCAGAAGAGAAAUUAUGUGGAGGCCCUGAUGUACCUGAUCUACUCAUACCAGUACAACAGGGAGCUUCUGGCCAAGGGGCUGUACAGAGGUCACGACGAGGAGCUUCUUGGUUAUUAUCGUCGGGAGUGUUUACUGAAACUAAACGAGCAAGCAGCUGCCAUGUUUGAGUCAGGGGAGGAGCCAGAGGUGACCACGGGGCUGGGCAUCAUGAACGAGUUGGUGGUGCCAUGCAUCCCUCUGCUGCUCGUCCACGAUGCUGAGAAGGACCUGCUGGCAGUGGAGGACAUGAGGAACCGCUGGUGCUCCUACCUGGGCCAAGAGAUGGAAUCAAACCUCCAGGAGAAGCUGACAGACUUCCUCCCCAAGUUGCUGGACUGCUCGACGGAGAUCAAAAGCUUCCAUGACCCUCCCAAGCUGCCCACCUACUCCACCCUGGAGUUGUGUGAACGCUUCAACCGCAUCAUGGCCACCCUCAGCAGGGCACCCACUGAGUGCAGAUGAGCCCCCCCUCCCCUCUCCUUGUAUCACAGGCCCGGCCCUGGGCACAAAUCCAUGGACGUCUCUUUAACCCAUGCCUUCCUUAUAAAUCCAGGGGUCACUUGCUUAUUGCUGUUAUUCCUCUGUUUCUCUUUUGCUGCUAUAGGUUUUAUCCUUAUAAAUAUUAUUUCACUUUUAUUUUACGCAAAACACAACAGAGGAAGGCGAAGGAGAAGAAGGACUAUUGGGAGGGUAAAAAAAGAAAUGAGGGAAGAGUUACAGAAAGCUGGAAGUUUAUGGGAAAAAAGCAAUCCUGCAGUGAUUGAAAGCCAAGCACAUUAUGCUUCAUCUUUGCAAAAAAAUUUACAAAAUUGAGGGUUUUUGUAGUUUUUUUUUUUUUUUUUUUUUUCUCUCAAUUGUUGUCGUUGCUGUUUGGUUUAAGCCCCCCUCCCUCCCAACCACCAAGAUAGCCCUUUCUUAAGCACCCUUCUCUGCGUGAAAAGGAUCACCCUGCUGCUCUGCCACCCGUUUGGUACAGUAUUAUCACGUUUUGUUUUAUUUUUCUAAGGAUGUAAGGAAAUGAGAGCCUUAAGAUUUAUCAGCGGCUCUAAGUAUCUCAAAUGGGUCUCAUGUCUUUGUGGACUGCACCAGAAUGAGACGUUUUAAGUGCUGUGGUAGACAGCCAUGGACACUCUGUGGCUUGUUAAUAAAUCUGAGAGAAUAAAAUUUUAUUUAUGGCCCUUUUAGGCCAAAUAAA
This is a messenger RNA of Myripristis murdjan (pinecone soldierfish), 4441 nucleotides long. It is a transcript of the gene usp25, whose product is annotated as ubiquitin specific peptidase 25. Gene Ontology annotation, molecular function: protein binding; cysteine-type deubiquitinase activity. The record is from RefSeq and is a predicted model, not a curated record. Lineage: Eukaryota; Metazoa; Chordata; Actinopteri; Holocentriformes; Holocentridae. Gene Ontology annotation, cellular component: nucleus; cytosol. Bases 196 to 3708 code for a protein of 1170 amino acids. Gene Ontology annotation, biological process: protein deubiquitination. The transcript is spliced from 26 exons.